This is a messenger RNA of Gracilinanus agilis (Agile Gracile Mouse Opossum), 3127 nucleotides long. It is a transcript of the gene LRRC14B, whose product is annotated as leucine rich repeat containing 14B. The coding region runs from base 1 to 1551 and encodes 516 amino acids. The record is from RefSeq and is a predicted model, not a curated record. Gene Ontology annotation, cellular component: cytoplasm. NCBI's taxonomy places the organism in Eukaryota, Metazoa, Chordata, Mammalia, Didelphimorphia, Didelphidae. The transcript is spliced from 2 exons.
AUGAAGUCUUUGAAGUUUGCAAGCGCAGAAGCCCUGGUGUCUGAUGCCCAGGUGACCAGGGAAAGUCUGCCCAACGUGGCAUAUAACCUUUACCCGCUCCUGUUUAAAGCCAGCUAUUUGGUAGAACAAGGAGAAGUGAUUCACGAUCUUUUGGAAAACUGGCCACUGGCAGAAUUCAACCUUGGAAAUCUGUUGGGGCCCACAGUGGACUACGCUGAAGACCUCCGCACCUGGGCCUGCAAGAUCUGUCUGGAAGCUUGUCUGUUGGGGCUCAAAGACUAUGUGCUGAACAACUCUCCAACUUACACUAAAAGGCUAAGAACAGCCAAUCUCACAGGCAUCCAGGACGUGGAAGUGCAGUUGUGCAAAUGCCAGAAAUCUCUGGGCCGAUGGGGCCGGACAGGCCUCCUAACCAGGCUCUGCUUUGAACUGUUGGUAGAGCUGCAAAGGCGACCAUUCAACCCAAGCAUCUUGGACAUUGGAAUUGAUGUCUUCAUCAACUUCUUUGUCACGGAGAGCAACUAUGAGUGUGCAUUGCAGGCCCUGAUGGUGAGGUGCCACUCCCCUCUGAAGGUGCACUGUGUGGCCUUCAGGGCUGACAGCCUGGGCCUGAAGAAGCUCUUCUAUAUGCUGAGGCUGGUGGAGCCCGACUCUCUGGAGAAGCUGGAGAUCGUCCAUAAUGUGCACUUGGAGAUGGAGCACCUACAGGUAUUACUCAACCACUUGGAUUUUCCCCAGCUGGUCUCACUCACACUGCCGGCCAGAGCCUUCAAUGUGCGCCGGCUUCAGGGAGAAGAUGACUCCAUUCUCACCAUCAUUGGGGAAAAGCUGAGCCGCAUGACCCACCUCAGAGAGCUGAGCCUGGCCUUUUCCAUUCUGACAGGGAGAACUCGGAAGCUACUUAGUCCCUUGAGAACUCCCCUGAGAACCCUGGACCUGUCUAACUGCUCCCUAAACUAUGCAGAUAUGGCCUACUUAGCAAAUUGCCUCCAUGCUUCUCAUCUUGAGGUGCUUGACCUCAGUGGACACAAUGUGGUCAACCUCUACCCGUCGACCUUCUUCAAACUGCUCAGCCAAGCCUCCUGUACCCUGAAGGUCCUGAUCUUGGAAGAAUGCAACAUUGAGGACAGAAACCUUAACAUGAUGAUCGUAGGCUUGACCCCAUGCCGGAAACUGCAAGCCUUCAAAUUUCUUGGAAACCCACUUUCCUCACAAGCACUGAAAUGUCUGUUCAAUGUUUUCUGUCAGCUCCCCAAGAUGAAAUCUGUUGAGUUCCCAGUGCCGAGGGACUGCUAUCCAGAUGGUGUCAACUACCCAUUGGAUGAUGCCACCCUCCCCAAAUUUGAUCACCAGAAAUAUGAGAAGAUUACAGAAGAACUUCAUACAAUCCUAAUUCAAGCCAAUCGAGAAGACAUCAAGGCUUCCACACCCCUCUAUGGAAGCUAUGACCCAGACAUUCAAGAAACAAGCAAUGAGCUUGGAGCCUUCUUGCUUCAGUCUUUCAGAGAUGCCCUAGAAAACUUUACCACAGCACUGAAAAAAAUGAAUUAAGAGCUUUAAGGAAAGGCUAUGAAAUCACAUCAUCAUGAGAUGCUCUUGCAUCAACUUUCCUUGUCCCUAUGGAGAUCAGUCCUGGGUUGGGGAUGGAACCAAGAUGAGGCAUCAUUAUGAUUAUCAUUAUCAUGACCACCAGCAUCACCACCACCACCAGUGUCAAGCAUUCAUUACAUGCCUGUUUAUGUAUGGUACUGGGCUAAAGCAGAAUACCUAGUACCAUUCCUGCCUUCUUGGAGUUCACACUCUAAACACAUCUGAAUGCUGUUGUUUUACUCUUCACAUGUAUGUUCUGAGAGUCUGGGUGCAAGUUAACAGGAAGAAGGGAAAAUUCCUGAGUUCUUCAGAGAAGUUGCAUCAGAGUCCAACAAAUUCUGAAGAAAAAAUGUUACAGUCAGUCAAACUGCUCUGGAGGACUGUCACAAACAAAGCAAACUUCCUUGGUGCUAAGUGUGGGAAAAGAUCACACUAUAGCCAUGGGGAAAGGAAGUAGGUGUUUAGAGGAAGGAUGGCAAUUGUAGCAGAGACCAAGCCAAUAAGGGGUGUGAUGAGAUGAGGGGAGAAGGAAACCAGUGAUAAAAAAUUAGGGUGACAGAGAUACAAGAAAAUACAAGGAGUAGGUGAAUUGGUCACUAAGCUAACAAACUGAGCUGAGGAACAGAAAGAGGAAAGAUGAGAAAAGCAAACCAGACUUUUAUUCUGAUCAACAAAUUCUCUUUGGAACUAGAUCUCAAGAUAGGAUCUGUAGAUGGUUUGCAAGUCCUGUAAAUGGUUCAUAAGUGUGUCUUUUGUAGUACUUAUACAGUAUUUUUACAGUACAAUAUGACAGAGUUUAUACUUUUAUUUCUUAUGUAAACUGAUAAUCUACUAAUGCUGUCCCUCACUGUUCUCUUAAAAAAUGGUGGUGGCAUUUCUUUUGUUGUUUGUUUUGUUUUUGCAGUGAUGAGUAGUCCAAUGAGAAGCCAUAAAAAGUAGAUUUCAAUUCAAUUUAAGGGAAAACUACCCCGUAAUUAGAAUAAUCUAAUACUAGAAUCAGCUACCUCAUUGGAGGAGGGGAAGAGAUAGCAGAUUCCCCUCAUGGAAAGCUAUCAAGCACAGAUAACCAAUUCUUUGGGAUGUUAUAGAGGGAAAUCAUGGACAAUUCAAGGACAGGUUGGACCAGAUUGCCUCUGAGAUUCCUUUCACCUCUGAGAUCCUGUAAUUCUUCUGACUGAUACUAUAGCAGUUUAGUAACAAUCAGAGUGACUACAUAAGUUUCAAGUAUACCCAACCCAUUCACCAAUACCAUGCAUCAUCACCACCACCAUUUCCUAGUUCAAUUAUUUGUUACAGGUGCUUAGAUUUUGUAGUAUCUUCUGCAUAUGGAGAUUAGUCUUCUGAGGUCAAGUGAAAUGUGUUCAUGGUAUUUUAUUUAGAUCACUAAACUUAACAGGGAGGGUAUAUUGUCAUCAGAUGAAAACAAGAUAGUAUGACAACUUCCAUAAAUUCGUAUCAGAAAGAUUCAGUUUGUAACAAGGUCUGACUGGUGAAUAUAACCUGCCUGAAAAUAAAUCAUAAAUGUGCUUUGACAUCA